Messenger RNA from Capsicum annuum, 719 nucleotides. RefSeq lists its product as uncharacterized. Lineage: Eukaryota; Viridiplantae; Streptophyta; Magnoliopsida; Solanales; Solanaceae. The transcript has 2 exons. The record is from RefSeq and is a predicted model, not a curated record. Bases 288 to 719 code for a protein of 143 amino acids.
UUAUGAAAGAGGGUCAAAUCACAAUCUUGAAAGACUCAGAUAGGCAAACCUUUCGACCUUCUUGCAAGUCCUGAUUCUCUAUUGGAGUGAUGGAUACUAAAUGAACAAACUACAAUUCACAUUUUGUUCAUUGACUAUAGUGUUCAUACUUCUCGUAUACUAACUGGUUUUACUCUUAUUCUUUCCCCCCUUUGAUACUUGUUAAAUAGAAAGUUUGCUUCUUUCUUUUGCAACCUUUUUGAAUCUCCAAUUGUAAACAUUUCUUUUGCUUGCUGGUGAUCAAGACAAUGAACUUCUUUUGCUUCAUUUGGUUUUUGCAUCAAAAUUCAACUUGUGGUGCUGCUGAAUAUGUUGGAACUGCUGCAAAACCUAAUGGCAUAAUGCAUGAACCUGUACGUGCUGAUAGACCCAAUGCAUUCAGUAACAACAGCUCAUCUGUUCUCUCUUGCAUACAAACAGCAGUUGAUAUUCCUUCUCAAACAGCAGGUCCAUCCACGUUUGAGCUCCCGAACCACGCUCUUGUUGGGCCUGGGCGUGAAGGUGGUGUUAGAGUGGGUGAAAGUCCCACAUUGUUGGGGAGUGAACUGUCGGUCUUCUUAUAUGGACUUGAGCAAUCCUCCCCUCAUGUGCUAGAUUUUGGGGUUGAGUUAGGCCCAAGAUCCUUUCUUUACACAAUCAACCAUCUUUUCUUACAUUGGAAACGGACAGAGCAGCUGUAG